This is a messenger RNA of Aspergillus alliaceus, 2433 nucleotides long. Its product is annotated as putative MFS sugar transporter. The record is from RefSeq and is a predicted model, not a curated record. The transcript has 9 exons. NCBI's taxonomy places the organism in Eukaryota, Fungi, Ascomycota, Eurotiomycetes, Eurotiales, Aspergillaceae. Gene Ontology annotation, molecular function: carbohydrate:proton symporter activity. Gene Ontology annotation, biological process: transmembrane transport; carbohydrate transport. Gene Ontology annotation, cellular component: membrane. Bases 476 to 2101 code for a protein of 541 amino acids.
UGUCAGGGUCUGGAAGCGGAGUCAUCGUGCAUUAAAUACCCAAUCCAGAAUCAUGCUUCCUAAGCUCGAAUUUUUGGCAGCAAGUGGACCCCCCAAAAUUUGCUCCCCCCGUUCCACUCCCGCCAAUGUGCACCAUGCCAUGCGUACUACUAAGCUGGAAGGUGAAGUUGUUCCCCUAUCACUGCGCUGCAUGGUUGCUGAAAAUUUCAGUUUCGAAGCUGGUGUGUUGAUUCUCUGCAAGGCUAGUCGCUCACAGUAUCUAGCUCGCAAUCCUAUAUCGACGGGAAUUUUCCCUUUUCCUUGUAGCAUCCCCAAAGUGUAUGCACGAAGCUCGUGUGGCCCGAUAUCUCGCACUGAAGCAUAUCUGACCAUAUGAAUUGACUGGCCAACUUGGCCUAUUAUUCCUUUGUUUUCUUGAAACAGUCAAAGCUCGGAUCAGUGCAAAUCCCUGCAAGGGAGACCCAACCAGUCCAUCAUGGGUACGUUCGGAUCCCAGACCAGUACUUAUAAUAAGCUGGUCGCUAUUUUUGUCGCGGUUGGAUCAAUGACCUAUGGUUAUUGUUCCUCAAUUAUUUCUAGUACAAUCGGCCAACCAGGGUGGUAUACCUACUUCAACCUCCCACAGGAGGGUGAGCCGGGAUAUGCUUCGAUUACAACACCAGCCAUUUCUACCGCCAAUGGUGUCUUCAGCGCGGGAGGUGCUGUUGGCACGCUGUUCAUAAUGUGGUCCUGCGACUAUUUUGGCCGAAAGGUUAAUAUCCAGUUGGGUGCUUUCUUUUCAAUGUUUGGAGGGGCGCUCCAAGGAGGUGCGAACUCCCUCAAAAUGUUUCAAGCCGGUCGAUUUGUAUGCGGUCUUGGAAUUGGUGUUCUGGUAACCGUCUGUCCUAUGUACCUUUCUGAGAUGUCCAGUGCUUUCCGUCGUGGUUGGCUGGUCGGUCAUCAUGCCAUCUUCCUGGUCUUCGGCUAUAUGCUUGCCGGUUGGGUAGGCUAUGCAUGCUAUUUCGCGGAGGACAAAUUAGGUAGUUUCGGCUGGAGGUUCCCUUUGUGCCUCCAGUGCCUGCCGGCUCUGGUACUGCUUCUUGGAUCUCCGUGGCUCCCUCGCUCUCCUCGGUGGCUUAUCUCCAAAGGAAAGCAUGACGAAGCUAAGAGUGUACUUCAAAAGCUUCGUCAGUCGCCAGACGAUCCGAACGACUUAGUUGCCAAAGAAGAAUACUACCAGACGGCGGAACAAAUUCGCCUGGAGGCGGAGAGAUUGUCCACUUAUGGCAACGUGUGGAACGCAAUUAUGAAGAAGAAAUCUUACAGAAAGCGAAUGGCUAUUGGCUUCCUGACUCAAUGGGGUGCUGAGUUUGGUGGACCAUUGAUUAUCAACAACUAUGCAGUCAUUCUAUAUACAAAUCUUGGAAUGACUGGAGGCAUGCCGUUGCUUUUGAGUGCUAUUUGGCUUACUACAGCUGGUGUCAUCUACAAUCCUCUUGGUGCCUGGCUUCAUGACAAGGUCAAUUCUCGUCGUGGCAUGUAUAUCACCGGCUUUGUCGGCAUUAUCAUAUCCACCUCCUGUUUGGCUGCAAUGACUGCCGAAUAUGCAGGCACUACAAACAGGGUUGGGAACGGGUUUGGAAUUUUCUUCAUAUAUCUUUACUUAGCAUUCCAGGGAACCUUUUGUGACACGACGAUGUACCUCUAUGUUUCUGAGAUAUUCCCAACCGAAAUCCGCCCCAUUGGCAUGGGAUUCUCUCUUUUCGGACAAUUCGCUGCUACCCUCAUUUUACUGCAAACCGCCCCUAUGGGUUUCAACAAUGCUGGCUGGAAAUACUAUCUGGUAAUCAUCUGUUGGUCAGUCGUUUUUAUUCCAGUGAUCUACUACUUUUUUCCCGAGACUGCGCGCUUGACUUUGGAGGAAAUCGCACAGAACUUCGGCGAAGAAGUUGCCGUUCACCUUACAGAUGCAACUGAUGAAGAGAAGGCCCAGCUCGAGCGGGACCUGGCGGCAAGAUCCGACAGCUCUGAGCCUGAUGGUUCGGCCAAGGGUGUCGAGGCCAGCGUUGCUGGUGCCAAGUCACCAGCAGAUGGGGUUCAGGAGGAAUCAAAAACUGGAUGAGAAUUACAGGCUACAAUGACCCUGACAUGAAGGGUUGCUACUAAUAAUCCAACCUAAAUUAAACAGGUCUCUAGCUCUUUCUAGCUGCACAGAAGGAGCUUCGCCCUAGAUCCUUAAUAGCUGGCCACACAGGGCUGUCCGGUCACUACCGUUUGCUCUUAUUUCCGUCACUGGGAUCUCGGACGCUCAGAGACGGACAUUCAUGACGCUCCUUUGAUAGGCAUCAUUGAAGCCGCCUAAAAUAUACUCCCACACCCCCCUAAGCCAGUUGGGGGACCGCGAGCAGGAGGUUCUCAUCACACCUCAUACGAUCUUUAACGACAUGAUACACU